UCGGAACGCUCUUUAGCCAUCCGAUGGAUUCUAAACUUAAAGAACAAAGCCCCCUCAAAAUCCACCUAGUCACCUCCACCGAGUCUACCGAGUUCACUCACCUGACUCGGGCACUGAGUCUUUCGACGGUCAUAGGGCUCGACGCCGAGUGGAAACCCAUCCGCACCAACCAAUGCUCCUCUUUCCCCACGGUCACCCUCCUCCAAAUCGCAUGUCAGCUACGUUCACGACUCGAGUCGGACCUGGUCGAUUGCGACGAGGUCGCCGAGCCAGUGGUUUUCUUGCUCGACCUGGUCGCUAUCUCUCCAUCUUCUGUAUAUGAAUUGCUGAGGGACGUUUUUGUUUCACCGGAUAUAUUGAAAUUGGGGUUUCGAUUCAAGCAGGACUUGGUGUAUUUGUCCUCCACUUUCUGCUCUCAUGGAUGUGAUCCUGGGUUCGACAGGGUGGAGCCCUAUUUGGACAUCUCGAACGUAUAUUACUUUCUACAACAUAAGCAACCGGGAAGGAAGAUACAGAAGGAAGUUAAGAGUUUGGCUACAAUCUGCAGAGAGGUUCUGGACAUUUCUCUAUCAAAAGAGCUUCAAUGCAGUGAUUGGUCGCAUCGUCCUCUUACGGAAGAGCAGAAAACGUAUGCUGCUACAGAUGCCUACUGCUUGCUCGAGAUAUUUGGCGUCUUCCAGGCAAAGGUUGCAAGAGAAGGGAAUCAUUUCAAAGAUAUUAAUGGAUUACAUACCUCUAACCUUGGAUUGAAAGACAUUCUUGUGGAGCCUGAUGUUGCUAGUGGACUUGUUAGUCUUAGAAUGAUUAAAGCUCAGGAUAUUUUCCAGGCCACUGUUUCUUCUGAAUAUUCUCAAAGAAUAGCUAUUGGAGAGAGAUUUUUGAGGACAUCUUGCAUCAAUACAAUGCCCAUGAAUGAAUCCCUCUUGACGAUUGUGAGAAAAUAUGGUGAAAUUUUUUUUUUUAGAGAAUCUGAUAGAAAACCAAGAACUUCCAAAAGGAGGGGAAAGAAAAGGUCUUCCAUUGCUGCAAGUUGCAGAGAAAAGCAGUUAGACAUUGCAGGUGACUGGCAAGGCCCUCCACCAUGGGAGUUGUCCUUAGGGGAUGAUGGAAAUCCUAUGUUUCUUUGUGAUGUGAUGGUUGAAGGCUUGGCAAAACAUCUAAGGUGCGUGGGAAUAGAUGCUGCAAUUCCACCGUCAAAAAAGCCAGAUUCAAGGGAGUUAAUAGAUCAAGCAUACAGAGAGAAUAGAGUGCUCUUGACCCGAGAUGCCAAGCUAUUGAAGCACCAGUAUGUGAUAAAGAAUCAAAUAUAUAGGGUGAAAAGUCUUCUGAAGAAUGAACAACUAAAUGAGGUCAUUGAAACUUUCCACUUGAAAAUUAGCGAGGAUCAGCUGAUGUCGAGGUGCACCAAAUGCAAUGGGAGGUUUAUUCAAAAGCCUCUUACAACUGAAGAGGCUGUUGAAGCUGCAAAGGGUUUCCAAAAAAUUCCCAACUGUUUGUUCAAUAAGAACCUUGAGUUUUGGCAGUGCAUGGACUGCAACCAACUAUAUUGGGAGGGAACCCAGUACCACAAUGCAGUUCAGAAAUUCAUAGAUGUCUGCAAGUUGAACGAAUGACUUGAGGAUUAGCAAUAUAGCGUUUCAUUCUGAGUAAUGUCUCCUUUGACUUGAAUUGGAAUGAAAGGCACCAACUCCGUUCUCAAUUUAAUGAAGUUAUCAGCAGAGUACUUUUACACUAUGAGUGCCCAUGAUGAAAAUGCAGACAUUGGAAUAAAAGUGGUACUAGGUUUUAAAGAGCACAGAAGAAGAGUUGGGAGACGGAACUUGAUGCUUGGCUCAAAAUGUAAGCUUUUAUUGAAGCUAAAUGUUAGUUAAAUUUAUAUAUAUAUAUAUAUAUAUAUGCAAAUUUAUUGUAUGUUCCUAAAUUUAUCAUCAAUAUACAAAAAACAUUGGCUGCUUU
Messenger RNA from Tripterygium wilfordii, 1956 nucleotides. RefSeq names its product exonuclease mut-7 homolog. Lineage: Eukaryota; Viridiplantae; Streptophyta; Magnoliopsida; Celastrales; Celastraceae. Bases 24 to 1613 code for a protein of 529 amino acids. The record is from RefSeq and is a predicted model, not a curated record. The transcript is spliced from 8 exons. Gene Ontology annotation, biological process: nucleobase-containing compound metabolic process. Gene Ontology annotation, molecular function: 3'-5' exonuclease activity; nucleic acid binding.